AUGCCAGCUCCAACAGCAGAUGCAGCUGGACCAGCAGAAGGAGCUGGUCCACCUCGUACCGAACUCCAGGAAUUACAGCUAAAAGCUGAUCAGACAACUGAUGAGUCCUUGGAGAGUACUAGGCGUAUGUUGGCGCUAUGCGAGGAGAGCCACGAGGUCGGGAUGAAAUCUCUUGUUAUGCUGGACGAACAAGGCGAGCAAUUGGACCGAAUCGAGGAGGGGAUGGAUCAGAUAAAUGCAGACAUGCGAGAAGCAGAGAAGAAUCUCACGGGAAUGGAAAAAUGUUGUGGCAUUUGCGUGCUGCCUUGCAACAAGGGAGCAAGUUUCAAAGAGGAUGAAGGAACGUGGAAGGGCAAUGACGAUGGAAAAGUUGUCAAUAAUCAACCACAGCGGGUAAUGGAUGACCGUAACGGGCUUGGACCUCAGGGUGGCUACAUUGCAAAAAUUAAUAACGACGCACGUGAAAAUGAAAUGGAAGAUAAUAUGGGUCAAGUUUCAACGAUGAUUGGUAAUCUGAGAAAUAUGGCUAUUGAUAUGGGAAGUGAACUCGAAAAUCAGAAUCGCCAAAUUGAUAGGAUUAAUCGAAAGGGUGAAUCUAAUGAAACCCGAAUACAAGUGGCGAAUGAACGAGCACAUCAGCUACUUAAAUAA
This is a messenger RNA of Cotesia congregata, 651 nucleotides long. The record is from the annotation of a GenBank genome assembly. NCBI's taxonomy places the organism in Eukaryota, Metazoa, Arthropoda, Insecta, Hymenoptera, Braconidae.